Neltuma alba is the source of this 4950-nucleotide messenger RNA. Its product is annotated as endoribonuclease Dicer homolog 3a-like. Gene Ontology annotation, molecular function: ATP binding; ribonuclease III activity; protein binding. The record is from RefSeq and is a predicted model, not a curated record. The transcript is spliced from 24 exons. Lineage: Eukaryota; Viridiplantae; Streptophyta; Magnoliopsida; Fabales; Fabaceae. Gene Ontology annotation, cellular component: nucleus; cytoplasm. Bases 1 to 4950 code for a protein of 1649 amino acids. Gene Ontology annotation, biological process: siRNA processing.
AUGAUAUUGACUGGAAAAUUAACCUUUGGAUGUGUCUUUUGGGUUGUGGUUUUGUGUGUUCCUCAAAGGUAUCAAGUUGAGGUGUUUGAAGUUGCCAAGAGAAGGAAUACUAUAGCAGUGCUGGAUACUGGUGCUGGAAAGACGAUGAUAGCUGUGAUGCUUAUUAGGCAUAUAGCUCAUUCUAUUAAGUCCACUCACCAAAAGAAGCUGAUUCUUUUCUUGGCUCCCACAGUCCAUAUUGUUAAUCAGCAAUUUGGGGUCCUAAAAGACUACACGGAUUUGGCAGUGGAAGAAUUCCAUGGAGCCAAGGGAAUAGACGACUGGAAUUUGAACUGCUGGGAAAAGGAAAUUGAAGAGCAAGAUGUUAUGAUCAUGACACCACAAAUUCUCUUGGAUGGCUUAAGAAAAGCAUUCUUCAAAAUGAAAACAGUCUCUUUGUUGGUUAUUGAUGAAUGCCAUCGUGCAAGUGGGAACCAUCCUUACGUUAAAAUAAUGAAGGAAUUUUAUCACAUGUCCAGUGACAAGCCAAAGAUUUUUGGAAUGACAGCAUCACCAGUCAUUGGAAAGGUUAUCUCAUCCACCAUGGACUGCAAAGGUCAGAUGUUUACUCUUGAAAGCAUCUUGGAUUCCCAGAUUUAUACUGUUAAAGACCGAACAGAAUUGGAAAUAUGUGUACCCUCUGCCUCUGGAACUUGUAGAUUCUAUGAUCAGGCACGAGUUCCAUUUGAGGGUCUAAAACUAAAGAUGGAAUCUCUAUGGCCAGAGUUUGAUGCUUCAUUGCUGAGACUGCAACGGUCAAUGGAAUGCCAAUAUAAAGACGUGGAUGAUAGACUUGAGAGAAUGAGAAAGCGAUUGUCUAAAGAUUAUUCAAAGAUUUUGUAUUGCCUUGAAGAUCUUGGCCUUGUGUGCGCUUAUGAGGCUGCUAAAUUCUGUCAAGAGAACAGCCCUGAUCCUCAAGAGGGGUGUAAACUAUAUGAUGAAAGCCGUUUGAAGCACGCACAAUUUCUUAAUGAACUGAUGCAGCUACUUGGGGCAUUUUUCCCUACUGGAAUUAACAACUUUGGGGACUUUAGUGAUGACCUCGUAAAAGAAGUAGACUUGGGAUACAUUUCUCCAAAAUUAUAUGAACUAAUAAAAAUUUUCAAAUCAUUUGGAGAAAGUAAGGAUGUAUUGUGCCUCAUAUUUGUUGAAAGAAUUAUCACAGCGAAAGUCAUUGACAGACUUGUGAAGAAAGUCAAGUUUUUAUCACAUUUUACUGUGUCACAUCUAACUGGAAGCAAUAAUUCUUGUGAUUCAAUAGUGCCAAAGAUGCAGAAAGAAAUAUUACAGUCGUUUUCCUGUGGAAAGGUUAACCUACUAUUUGCAACUGAUGUUGUUGAGGAGGGAAUUCAUGUGGCAAAUUGCUCUUGUGUGAUACGUUUUGAUCUGCCCAAAACAGUUCGUAGUUAUGUCCAAUCAAGGGGACGUGCUCGGCAAAACAAUUCUCAAUUUAUCAUCAUGCUUGAAAGGGCAAAUGUGAAACAAAGAAAUCAACUGUUUGACAUUAUUACGAGUGAAUAUUCAAUGGAAGAUGUGGCGAUGAAAAGAGAACUCGAUUCUUCUGCUUUGGUACCCUAUAGGAAUGAGGAAAUACACACAUAUAGUGUCAAUAAAACGGGUGCACGUGUUACUGCAGAUUCUAGUGUCAGUCUCAUCCAUAGAUAUUGUGAAAAGCUUCCUGGUGAUAAGUACUUUGUUCCAAAACCAAUUUUCCAAUUGUCAUAUUCAGAAGGGAAUUAUCAAUGUAAAUUAUCACUUCCUCCUAGUGCACCAUUUCACACGUUAAUUGGUCCUGCGAGUAGUAAUUCUCAGUUGUCAAAGCAGCUUGUAUGCUUGGAGGCAUGUAAAAAGCUGCAUCAGAUGGGUGCUCUAAACGACCAUCUGCUCCCUUUUUCUGAAGAGCCUUUAGAUAUUAAUAUGAGCUUUAAUUGGAAAAAUUCAUCAUCCGGGGAAGGUAUUACUGUAGGAACAACAAAACUGAAGGAAUUACAUGGGACUACUUGUAUUAAUGCAUUAUCUGGAACUUGGGUUGCAAAUCCUAAUGGAGCCACUUUUCAUGCCUAUAAAUUUGAUUUUGCUUGUGACAUUAUCGAAGAGAUUUAUUCUGGAUUUGUUCUUCUGAUGGAAUCAAAACUUGAUGAUGACGUGGGAAAUUGUGAGGCAGAUCUAUACUUGAUCUCAAAGACAGUCAAUUCUUGUGUUUCUGCAUGUGGAAAACUGUAUUUGGAUGCAGAACAGAUGUUCAAAGCAAAGUGUUUCCAGGAACUUUUCUUCAAUGGUUUGUUUGGGAGACUCUUCGUUGGAUCAGAAGAAUCUGGAGUAAAGAGAGAAUUCUUACUCCCGCAUCAAACAAGUAAAUUAUGGAGCCCAUCAAAGAUGUAUAUGCUUUUGCCAUUAGAGACAUUAAACAGUGAAGGAGAAGCUUGGAGAAUAAACUGGAGAGGGGUGAGCUCCUGUAUUGGAGUGAUAAAGCUUUUUCAGAGUAGAGCUCUGAGCAAUGCAUCAAGUUCUGAGCAUAGUCACGAACAAAAUUUAUCAGACUGGAAUGGUUCAUCUGAUAUGAAGCAGAAGAGCUCAAAAACAGUCCAUUUUGCUAAUUGUGUGGUUGAUAUUGAUGAUCUCAAAGACAUGGUAGUUUUGGCUAUUCACACUGGAAAGUUCUAUUCUGUGGUUGAAGUUGUAACCAAUACUUCUGCUGAGAAUCCUUUCAGCUACACUGGAUCUCAAGUGUCUGUUUCGUCCGAAUAUAGUACUUACAUUGAUUACUUCAAUAAAAAGUAUGGGAUUGUGCUGAUGUACCCAGGACAACCUUUGUUAAGGUUAAAGCAAAGUCAUAACCCUCAUAAUCUACUUGUGAAUUUCAGGAGAGAAGGUGUAUCUCCGGCUUCAGAACAAGAACAAGUUCAUGUUUAUAUGCCACCUGAGGUUUUAGUCAAGACUGACGUUCCUGUAGAAGUUUUGAAGUCAUUUUACUUGCUGCCAUCACUAAUGCACCGCUUAGAAUCCUUAAUGUUAGCCAGCCAGCUUAGAAAGGAGAUUAAUUUUAACUCUGGCAGCUUUCAGAUACCAAGUUCUCUGAUCCUUGAAGCACUGACAACAAUGAAAUGCUGUGAAAACUUCUCCAUGGAACGUUUGGAAUUGCUCGGGGAUUCAGUUCUAAAGUAUGCAGUGAGCUGCCACCUUUACCUUAGAUAUCCUGAGAAAGAUGAAGGACAGCUAUCUGAUUGGCGUUCGUCUCUUAUUUCUAAUUCAGCUUUGCAUAAAUUAGGAACCAACUGCAAGUUGCAGCGAUAUAUACGUGAUAGUGCAUUUGAACCACGUCGUUGGGCAGCACCAGGGCAGCUUUGUAUACAUUCUGUUCCUUGUAGAUGUGGUGUGGAUACUUUAGAAGUUCCCUUGGAUGAGAAGUUCCAAACUAAAAAUCCAUCUUGUAAGGUUGGAAAGUUGUGUGACAGAGGACACAGGUGGAUUUGUUCAAAGACUAUAUCUGAUUGUGUUGAGGCCCUUAUAGGAGCUUAUUAUGUGGGAAAUGGCCUUGUUGCUGCCCUUCAUACGAUGAAAUGGUUUGGUAUUGACCUUGAACUUGAUCCUUCACUAGUAGUAGAAGCAAUCAGCAAGGCAUCAUUGAGGUCCUAUGUACCAAAAACUAAUGAGAUCACAACCUUAGAAUUAAAGCUUGGAUAUGAGUUUUCUAGCAAGGGUCUCUUACAGGAGGCUAUAACUCAUGCAUCUGAGCAAGAACUGGGGGUUGGCUAUUGUUACCAGAGGCUUGAAUUUCUGGGCGAUUCAGUUUUGGGUCUUCUCAUUACGUCGCAUCUCUACAAGAACUACCAAGAUAUUGAUCCCGGAAGAUUGACUGAUUUGCGUUCAAAUGCAGUUAGCAAUGAAAACUUUGCUCAAGUAUGCAUAAGAAGGGACCUUCAACCACACCUUCUGCACUGUUCAGGGUUCCUUCAAAGCCAAGUAACAGAGUUUGUGAGGUCAUUGACUAUGCCUCUCAACAAGAUCAAAGUACCAAAAGCUCUUGGAGACAUGGUGGAAAGCAUUGCUGGUGCAAUACUCAUUGAUACCAAUCUUGACCUGGACAAAGUUUGGAGAAUCUUUGAACCACUAUUGUCUCCAAUAGUGACUCCUGAUAGCCUAAAACUCCCUUCACUACGUAAACUAAAUGAGAUGUGUCACUCUCUUGGGUACUUUAUAAAAGAAAGAUGCAUACAAGUGGGAGACAUGGUUCAUUCUGAGCUUAGAUUGCAGAUGGAAGAUGUCUUAUUAGUUGGAAGAGGCUGUGAAAGAAACAAAAAGGCUGCCAAAGCAGCAGCUGCAAGCUGUUUGUUAGACGAACUUGAGAAGAAGGAUAUUUCAAAACCCAAUGGCAUUUCCAAGAGGAGAAAAAGAGGUUCUGAUGAAGAUGAAGAUUUCAUUACUUCUUCAUUGGAUAUAAAGUUAUGUGGUCAUGUAACUGCUGAGGAAUCUUGCAGCAAAGGAAAGGAAAAGAUAACUGAAAGUCAAUGUCCACAAGAAUCAGCUAAAGCUUCCUUCUCAAUCAAUGAUUGUUCUUGGAAAACCUGCAGCAUCGUUCCUGCCAUCCCAGUUAUUGGACCAAUAAACAUGAGCAAAGGUGGACCCCGGACCUCGAUAUUUGGAAUAUGCAAGACAUUACAGUGGCCGAUGCCAACAUUCAGAACCAAAGAAACGAAAUCCAGAACUCCGAUUGAAUUCGGAGAAGGCUCAGAGAAAAGAUAUGGUUUCAACAGCUAUGUCUCUAAAAUCACGUUACAGAUCCCAAACUGCGGCAUAAUGGAGUGUACAGGAGAUCCUAAGGCUGACAAGAAAACUUCGUAUGACUCUGCAGCUCUCGCAAUGCUUCAUGAACUUGAACACCACCGCAGGAUAUCUAUUAUUAGGUCCUAA